This is a messenger RNA of Drosophila guanche, 966 nucleotides long. RefSeq names its product seminal metalloprotease 1. Gene Ontology annotation, biological process: proteolysis. Gene Ontology annotation, molecular function: metalloendopeptidase activity; zinc ion binding. The record is from RefSeq and is a predicted model, not a curated record. NCBI's taxonomy places the organism in Eukaryota, Metazoa, Arthropoda, Insecta, Diptera, Drosophilidae. The transcript has a single exon. The coding region runs from base 37 to 825 and encodes 262 amino acids.
GGCCGUUAGUAUGCGCUGAGAUACAAAGCAGGCAGGAUGUCGAAGCUUGGCCUAAUGUUUAUCCUACUUGUGUCCGUGAGGCUUAGCCAGGGCAAGCCUUUGCCACUGCCGGCGGGAGUGUACGAUCCGGAGGAGGCAGGUGGCUUCGCCGGUGGAGAUAUGAUUUUGACCGAGGAGCAACAAGCGAACUUGCAGAAUGGACCCAAGGAGCGCAACGGGCUCACCAAUACGCAGAGGAGGUGGCCCAACAAUGAGGUGAUCUACAAAAUUUCGGACGACUUUGACGCCAGUCACAGGGAGGCGAUUCUGAAGGGUGUGCAAACCUUGGAGCAAAACUCGUGCGUCACGUUCAGGGAAGCCACCGACCAAGAUACGGCUUACCUGACAAUAACAGCAAAUGCUGGAGGGUGCUACACCGAUGUGGGCUAUCGCGCAGCACCGCAGGAAAUGAACCUGGAGAUCUACCCGAUUGGGCAGGGCUGCUUCCGGCCCGGAACCAUUCUGCACGAGUUCAUGCACGCCUUGGGCUUCUACCACCAGCAGAGCUCUACGAUACGCGACGAUUACGUGAACGUGGUCUACGACAACAUAGUGCCCGGCAAGGAGUUCAACUUCCAGAAGUACUCCGCCGCUGUGGUGACCGACUUCGAUGUGGGCUACGACUACGAUAGCUGCUUGCACUAUCGUCCUGGUGCCUUCUCCAUCAACGGCGAGGACACCAUUGUGCCGCUAGACUCCAGCGCCGUGAUAGGCCAGCGCCUGGGUCUUAGCCCUAAGGAUAUUGAUAAGAUCAACAUCAUGUACAAGUGUCCCAUUCUGCUGUGAUCCGGAAAGGGUUAGACGUUGUACCAAUUGUGAUAUGUAUUUCACCGGCUGAGGCGAUUAGAUCGGUUUUAUGAUCCACGCUGUCAUUGUCAGUGCCAUUGUAUUUAUAGAAAUCUUAAUUAAAGCCAUAACUCUCCAUGA